This is a messenger RNA of Bombina bombina (fire-bellied toad), 2483 nucleotides long. It is a transcript of the gene SESN1, whose product is annotated as sestrin 1. Bases 392 to 1831 code for a protein of 479 amino acids. The record is from RefSeq and is a predicted model, not a curated record. Gene Ontology annotation, biological process: positive regulation of macroautophagy; regulation of response to reactive oxygen species; negative regulation of TORC1 signaling. The transcript is spliced from 10 exons. Gene Ontology annotation, molecular function: oxidoreductase activity, acting on peroxide as acceptor; L-leucine binding. NCBI's taxonomy places the organism in Eukaryota, Metazoa, Chordata, Amphibia, Anura, Bombinatoridae. Gene Ontology annotation, cellular component: nucleus.
GGGCAGCGCUUUGAGGCUCUGUGUGUGAGGAGUGAGCAGCAGCUGCAGAUAGAACAGAAGGUUCGGGAACAUCUAGAACAGGAAUAUCAUUGUACCCUUUGCAUGUAUGUAGCUUUAUAUGCUGCAAACCGUCACUGUGCUGCAGAAACGUAUACAUAGCUAUAUAAGACGGCUCACUAGUUGCGUUACUUGCACGUCCUCUAGUACUGAGUGAAACAAAAGUUGCCUCUGUGUGCAGAGUGUAGAUCUACUGGAAACAGAGCGCUGUGCCGCUGCCUUUGUACCAAUAAAAAGCUGCCGUUAGCUGAGCAUAAUAUUCUCGAGUGUUCCAGCCACAGUGCGUGUCCGCCCCCUUUAUAGUUAAAGUGCAGUCCGGUGACAUUAGGUGAGGAUGAGGUUGUCACCCCGAUCAGCUAAUUCGGUGCCAGAGAUCAUUUGCAGCCGAUGUAGUGGAGUCUGCAACAACAAGGAACUAGGAAUCAGUAUUCCUCGACCCGUAAGACAAGGACCUAGCAGGUUCAUCCCAGCAGGAGAGAUUCUUCAAGUUGGAAGGGAGGAUGCAAAUAUGCACUCUGUAUUUUCUGAUGCUUUCACAGAUAUGGGUCGUCUGGAUAACAUAACACUGGUGAUGGUUUUUCACCCACAGUACUUGGAGAGCUUUCUAAAGACACAGCACUAUCUGUUACAGAUGGACGGCCCUCUGCCUGCUUGUUACCAGCACUAUAUUGGGAUUAUGGCAGCAGCAAGGCACCAGUGCUCUUAUCUUGUGAAUCUACAUGUCAAUGACUUUAUUCAUAAUGGAGGAGACCAAAAAUGGUUGAAUGGCCUUGAAAAUGCACCUCAGAAGUUGCGCAACCUGGGAGAACUGAACAAGAUGCUGGCGCAUAGACCGUGGCUUAUUACCAAGGAGCACAUUGAGCAACUACUAAAAACUGGUGAACACAGCUGGUCUCUAGCAGAAUUAAUCCACGCAGUAGUCCUCCUUGCACACUACCAUUCGUUAGCCUCUUUUACAUUCGGUUGUGGAAUAAAUCCAGAAAUUCACAGUGACGGUGGCCCUACCUUCCGCCCUCCCUCUGUCAGCAACUACUGCAUUUGUGAUAUUACUAAUGGCAACUAUGUGGGUCAUCAGACACAAGUUGGUGUGAUGGGUACAGAUUCUUGUGAAGUUGAAGCUUUAAUGGAAAAAAUGAAACAGCUACAAGAAUGUAGGGACGAGGAAGAAGCAAGUCAAGAAGAGAUGGCAACUCGUUUUGAAAGGGAAAAGACGGAAAGCAUGUUGGCAUUUGCUACAGAAGAUGAAGACCCUCCUCCUGCACGAGAUGUUUCUCGUCAUUUUGAAGAUACAAGUUAUGGAUAUAAAGAUUUCUCACGUCGUGGGAUGCAUGUGCCUACAUUUAGAGUGCAGGAUUACAGUUGGGAAGACCAUGGCUAUUCGUUAGUUAAUCGCCUUUAUCCAGAUGUUGGGCAGCUAUUAGAUGAGAAGUUCCAUAUUGCUUACAACUUGACAUAUAACACCAUGGCAAUGCACAAAGAUGUAGAUACCUCAACUCUGAGACGUGCAAUAUGGAAUUAUGUGCACUGCAUGUUUGGGAUAAGAUAUGAUGAUUACGACUAUGGAGAAAUUAAUCAGUUAUUGGACCGAAGCUUUAAAGUUUACAUAAAAAAUGUGGUGUGCAGUCCAGAAAAGACCACAAAGCGAAUGUAUGACAGUUUCUGGAGGCAGUUCAAGCACUCUGAGAAGGUUCAUGUUAAUUUGCUUCUUAUGGAAGCGAGAAUGCAAGCUGAAUUACUGUAUGCUCUGAGAGCAAUUACUCGUUAUAUGACCUGAUUUCUACUUGACUAAAAGAAAAAAAAAACAAAGAGGAAUGUAACCAGGGCAAUACUGCAUUGUGAACUGUUGGUUCUCCUUGCCUUUACGGUAGAUAACUUUCUGAAGUUUAAUGUGCCAUAUCUCCCAUCAUAUCAGCGGUUUGGUUACUACCGCUGAGAACUGUAACAACCGAAUGUUGUGGUGAGUUGAUGCUGCUUUAGUAUCCUGCCAUGUAUAUGCAAAUCUGUUUGCAUCAAAUACAGCCAAUGUCACGGGUAAAUCACUUGUGGAUGAGAAGUUGAAGGCAGCAAAGAUAUUUCAAGAAGUCGGACUGGAUUUAUUUUUUUCCUCUUCACCCCAGCCAUGUGUGUACACAGAAUGAAACUCCAGAGGUGCUGCUAUUCUAUUGACGGUGUAAUGAACAAGAUGCAGGCAUCCCAUAAACACAUUCAUGAACACUGCUACAAGCUGAGCCUAUAGUCUUAUGGAUGUACAAAUAAGUUCGUUUUUUUAUUAUUAUUUGUGCAUGUUUUGUGGUCAAAGAAUUGCAGCAAAUAUCAUGCAUCUGCCUUUUUGCUGGAUACGGCUUCCCUUAAUGUGUUUUGCUGUAAGAAGCUGUGAGAUCUAUACAUACAAUAUUUUUUGUAUUAUUAAAGAAAGCAAAACUGAA